Molecule: messenger RNA, 426 nt
Organism: Fusarium graminearum PH-1
Lineage: Eukaryota; Fungi; Ascomycota; Sordariomycetes; Hypocreales; Nectriaceae
Exons: 1
Coding region: 1-426 (141 amino acids)
Source: RefSeq, a predicted model, not a curated record
AUGGCGGAAAUAAUCGUGCUGAAGAGACUGCUUGAGAUGCAAACACUGCAACACCAUACCAAGUGGGGCGGUGUUGUCCUGAAACUCGACGCCAUGAAAGUUAUUCACGAAGGGACCGGAAUGCCUACCAGCAUGUCAGCACCCGAUCUUGCUCUCAUCAUUGCCGCUAUUGUAUUCCGCAGGAUCAAACCCCAGAAAUUAAAGUCGCUCAGGAUCAAGAAUGGUUUUGUUGAAUUCUUCGGCCAUCUCAACGGAAUGCAGUGGCUGCCUGUCGCUAUCCGAGUCAACAAACUGGUAGGAAACCAGGUGUUCGCCAUUGAAUUGGACCAGGAAGCAACUGAGCCUAAGGUCCGUUAUGAGAAUAUAAAUGGUAAGAAGGCCACAGUUAUGUUGGGUUGUGUACUUUCCAAGAUGGAGACAAAUUAA